This is a messenger RNA of Oncorhynchus masou masou (cherry salmon), 4936 nucleotides long. RefSeq names its product fidgetin-like 1 (gene fignl1). Gene Ontology annotation, molecular function: microtubule severing ATPase activity; ATP binding; ATP hydrolysis activity. The coding region runs from base 525 to 2621 and encodes 698 amino acids. The transcript has 3 exons. Lineage: Eukaryota; Metazoa; Chordata; Actinopteri; Salmoniformes; Salmonidae. The record is from RefSeq and is a predicted model, not a curated record.
GGGGGGGGGGUGGCAUGGCAAGUAAAUCCACUGAACACUUGGAGGGGAUGAGUACAUUUCUCUUGUCCAACCUCUGCGACGCAGUGACGCUGAAAGACAUUUUCAAUACUUUCGGGUGUCGGUUGCCAGAUUUGACGACUUGCUUCAGCAGCUUGCCCCAUACAUCUCACACGAGAGAACUCACAGCUUGUGCUGCAGAGAGGCUGUCUGUGACUCUAGCGAGUGGCAGAACACAGAAAAGUAUUGCAGAGAGUUAAAAUGUAUAAGUUAGGAAUCUCAACAGUUUGCGUCAUCGUCAUGGACGUGUGCCACGCUAUAUGGCAUGUCCUGAAGGUAGAUUUAGUUGCUUAUCCCUCUAUGGCACAAUGGGCAGAAAUCGCCAGAGAUUCGGGGGGUUGCUGGAAUUAUCCGUUUUGUGCAUGAGCUGUUGACAGAACAUGUUCAGAUCCGAGAUCCGGCAAGUUCGGGCAGCAAUUACGACAACUAAAAGGGAUUUUUAUCAAUGGUCCUGAUGGCAGUCUGCGAUGCAAGGUACCGACCAUAUCCAGGUUCUUCUGGCCUUGAUGAUGCCAAGGAGAUCUACAACUACUGCCGCUCAAGAGCCAGAAGACGCAAUAGACAUGUGCAACAACACAAAGGACUACAUCCUCACACUAGCUGGUUGGAGCACGCCAGGCAUGAGUGGUGCACACCUAGGCGAGUGGCAGAGGAGGUCCUUUGACAUUUCAUCUGGCACCUGCGCACCUGAGCAGACGGCAGACGCCUAUCGGGCGCACAUCCUCGCCAUUCAAUAUGCAUGGGCGAGCUCCCAGCUCUCUCAGGCCGGCACGGCCAGCCUGCUCAGGACUUACUCUGAACGCUAUGCCGCAGUGCUGGACUCGGACGACCCUCGCACGGGGCUUAACAACUAUGCAGAGAGCGCACUGCACCUGGCCCGCAGUCAGAGGAACCACAGUGACAAAUGGGAGUCGUCCCUGACAACUGUGAAUGUGCUGGAGCUGCCGUGCGUGCAGAAGAUGAUUCAGGCUGGGACAGGGGGUGGAAAGUCCCUGGUGGCACCUGCAGAUGUUAACGUCACUGUUGGGCAAGAGAACAGAGGCAGCUCCCUGCCUGUUGUUUCCUCCACUGGACUCAGAGCUGCAGAGCCUCCUUUCAAACCCCUGGGACCCACAUCAUGGCCCAAGGCUGUGGGCAACAGCACUUUCAGCAAUUUACAGAGUAUUACUGUAGAGAGACCAAGAGGCCCUGAGGGAUUCCCCAGCCACCACAAUUCCUCUGCUGGCCCCUCAGGAAGUGCUCAGUCUCUGUUUGGCCAGCACGCCUCAGCUCCACCACAUCCAAACCCAGGCCCUGAAGCGAACCAAUCUGUCUUCUUCAACUCUAACCCCUCCAAGAGGAAGACAUUCUAUAACUCCUGUGGAGAGAGUGGCAGAGGGGGGGCAUCUAGAGGGCAAGACCCACGUGGUGGUGGCACUAACUUCAAAACUGCAAGGGAGCAGUUUAUUGUUGAUCAGCAGAAAAAGCACUCCAACCAGUCCCAGAGAGCUCAGCAGCCCCCUGGGAUGGUGGUUGCCAUGGGGAAUGCCACGAAGAAGUCACUGGGGGCCAACAGGCCACGGGGGACAUUUUCCAAAUUUGUUUCCCCAAUGCCAAGGCAAGAGGACAAGGAGGGUGGGGUCAGUAGCAACAAUGCCCAGGAGACUCAGCCAGUAGACGAGCGUCUGAAAAACUUUGAGCCAAAGAUGAUCGAGUUGAUCAUGAGUGAAAUUAUGGACCACGGGCCGCCCGUAGCCUGGGAUGACAUUGCUGGCCUGGAGUUUGCCAAAGCCACCAUUAAGGAGAUUGUUGUGUGGCCUAUGCUCCGGCCUGACAUCUUCACUGGCCUCCGUGGUCCACCCAAAGGCAUCCUCCUAUUUGGGCCCCCGGGAACAGGAAAAACUCUGAUUGGGAAGUGCAUCGCUUGCCAGUCAGGCGCCACCUUCUUCAGCAUCAGCGCCUCAUCUCUCACCUCAAAGUGGGUGGGGGAGGGAGAGAAAAUGGUGAGAGCACUCUUCGCCAUUGCCCGCUGCCACCAGCCAGCAGUCAUCUUCAUCGACGAGAUAGACUCUCUUCUGUCCCAGCGUACGGACGGGGAGCACGAGUCAUCCCGGCGGAUAAAGACUGAGUUCCUGGUUCAGUUGGACGGGGCGGCCACCUCAGCCAACGACCGCAUCCUGGUGGUGGGGGCCACCAACCGCCCUCAGGAGAUAGACGAGGCGGCUCGGCGCCGCCUUUCCAAACGCCUCUACAUCCCCCUUCCUGAGGCAGCCGCAAGACGGCAGAUAGUCUCUAACCUCAUGGCCUGCGAGAAAAGCCAGCUGGAAGAGGAAGAGCUGGAGAGCGUGGUCACAGGGACGGAGGGCUUUUCUGGGGCCGAUAUGACAGGUCUGUGCCGGGAGGCAGCGCUGGGCCCCAUCCGGAACAUCCAGCUCAGUGACAUUGCCACCAUCACCCCCGACCAGGUGCGGCCCAUCCUCCACUGUGACUUCCAGGAGGCCCUGAGGAUCGUGAGGCCCAGUGUCUCAGCCAAAGACCUGGAGCUCUAUGAGGACUGGAACAAUACCUUUGGUUGUGGUCGUUGAUCAGGGAAGCAGUAUGGACUCACAUUACACAUAUUAGCCUAUAUUUGCCAUUUACUGCUGUUGGGGAUAUAUUUAGUUUAUGUUGAGUAAAUAAAAUUGCGUUUUAGAUUUCGCAACAGACUCCACCAUAAAAUGAGACUAUUUUAAUAAUCUGUCUCAAUGUUAACUUGAUUUUUCAUUUACUAAUCCAUGGCACAAUGUUUAUUUCCAAAUAUAGGCUAUUUGUUUUCUACACUGUUGAUUCACUAAAUAAGAUGUUGGUGUAAGUAAUAUGUUCCUAAUAAAUUUGCUAAAUGUUUUCUAUUGCGUUGCACAGCAAACAUGUUUCCUUUGUAACACAGAGAGGAAAUGUGACAGUGUUUUUCUGAAGACGGAUUACGGGAAAUAUUCUCUAUUCACUCCAUUAGUUAGCUAGCUAGCUACCUGUUUAUCCAAAGCAGAUGAAAUCAGGCCUACAUCAGCUUUCAGUUUCUUGUCAUCAUCAAUGUUUGUUAAAUGAGGUCUAGUGUCUCCCUGUCACUUGCAUAUCUUCAUCCCUUACAGUUUACAUUCGACCGUGAUCUGGCAAAGUUACUCCACCUCAAAUUCCAUUUGGCGAAAGCAGACCUGCCAACACGCACGCAUUUUGCGUACCAACUACGCAAUUCUCUGUCCAUGUAUGCAGGUACGAGAUCCGAUUUAAAAGUACGCAGAAAUGAAUAGGGCCUGAUUUAUUUAUUUAUUUUUGUAAUUUUAUUUACAUUUUAAUAAAAAAAAUACAUCCACUGAGUAAAUCUAACAUCCUGAUUCUCGAGCUGCAACACACAGAUGUGUAUGGAGUUUAAGUCAACGGACAUGGAGAUUAAAACAUCAUUAUUCGAUGUAGCUACCCCGUGUCUGCCCCUCCUGUUUGUUAUGAUGCUGAGUUUGCCGACGUCAACUGUCAGUAAAUACAAGCGUUCCUCUGCUUUAGAGACUAAACUUGGGGGCCAAGGCAAGCUGGAUCUGAAGACCUUCUAUGCAGAUGUCAGAAAAUAAAUGUAUUUUGCAGUAGACUACAUGUUGCUGAAAUUUACAUUUGGAGAUGUGCUCCUUCAGCAUGCAGUGGUCGCUGACAUUGCCAAAAGGCAGACUGAAAAGUCCUCAUCCCUCAACUUUUUCAUGGCAUGCUUUCCCUUCAUUAUUCCUGAGGGAGCCUCUCUUGAUCUGGUGGAAGAGGAGUUUAGACUGUUAUCAGGCAACAACCUUUGAGCAGGUUCUGGUCAACAUGCGCACGGAUCAGGCCUAGAGAGAAAUCAGCACAAUGAAAAGGGAGGGGCAGCCUUGUCUACUCCCACCUUUCAACUGUGAUGCUGAAAAUAUUGGUCAUAUUCCACAGCAAUGCAGACUGCGAUCGAAUAUUCAGUCUCGUUUCCAAGAACAAAACCCAGUACAGAGCCUCCCUCAGUACAGACAUGCUGAGUGCCCUCGUUACCGACGGUUUCAACGAUUGCCAAAGGAACUGUUUGCCACAGAGAAGUCUACCCGGAUGCCCUGCUGCGUAAGGCUAAAUCUGCUAGCUACUAGGAAAUGAUUUCCUGAACAUUUGAAGGUCUCCAGAAGAUUUGUUCUCACCCACUGUUUCCUAUCAUAGCCUUUUCGGUUUUAUUAUGGAUAACAUGUUUAUUUCAUACUGAUGCUCUUCAAACAUUUGUUCUUAUCAUAUCAGUUUUAAAAAAAUGUGGAUGCGACGUUUGUACAUUUUGUACCUGAACAAAUAACGUAUUAUUUGUUUAGUAGAAUUAAACAUCUCCAAGUUAGUGACUUUGUAAAUGGAAUGCUGUCAAGAAUACUUGAUUUGGUACAAUUCUAUAAUUGUGAUCAGACCAUCAAACAGCAUGAGCUUGCCGGGGAAAGAACCCCAAUUCAGCGCAUGCCAUGCAGGUGAGUUGUAUCUCCAAUUUUUCACGUGCGUCUGGUACUCUAAAAAGUUGGACAGGGUUGGCAGGUCUGCAAAAGGCACAUGCAUACUCAGACAAACUAGCUCUCGUUCAGGCAAAUAAGUGCAUUCGGGCUAUCCAGAAGGCCAAAGUUAGUUACUUUAAGGCGCAGUUCUCUCUGGAUCCAAUCCCAAGAAGUUCUGGAAAAUAAUUACAGACCUUGAGAAUAAACCCUCCUCACAGCUGCCCAUGUCCCUUAAUGUUGAUGAUGUGGCUGUUACUGACAAGGAGCACAUGGCUGAGCUCUUUUAAUCACCACUUCAUUAAUUCAGGAUUCCUAUUUGACUCAGCCAUGCCUCCUUGCCCGUCUAACAUCUCAUCUCCCAUUACAAAGUUUCUCCCUGCAGGCGGUCACUG